Messenger RNA from Notechis scutatus (mainland tiger snake), 1758 nucleotides. RefSeq names its product chromosome 11 C15orf61 homolog (gene C11H15orf61). Lineage: Eukaryota; Metazoa; Chordata; Lepidosauria; Squamata; Elapidae. The record is from RefSeq and is a predicted model, not a curated record.
GUCGACCGGGUUUGCAUGAGGCGGCUCUGGUGGGCCUGCGGGCGGGCGCUGGGCCGGCUGCACGCGGGUCUCGUGCGGGCCCUGUUGUGGCCGUCGGGGUCUCCGCCGCGACCGGCCGCCUCGGAGGUGCUGACCCUCCACCUGCUGCAGCGCCGGCUUCCCCCCUGGACCUCCUUCUGCGUCAAGUACAGCGCGGUGCGCAACGACCAGUUCGGCCGCUCCAGCUUCAACUGGGCGGUGCGCGGCGCCAACUACCACGUGCUGCGCACCGGCUGCUUCCCCUUCGUCAAGUACCACUGCUCCCGCGGGCCCCGCCAGGACCUGGACGGCCAGGACGCCCUGCUGGCCGCCCUCAAGCUGCUCAACCUGGGAAUCCCAACGUUAUUAUACGGAAUUAGCUCUUGGUGUUUUGCCAGCGUCACCGAGACUGUUCAGACGUGCUGUGGCCCGGUCACUAUUUACUUCCUGAAUAAAGAAGACGAAGGCGCCAUGUACUAAAACGUGAUUUCAAAAACUGUUACUGUGCUAAAUUAUUGCUAAAUUAAUAUAGACAAGAAUAUUUUCCCAAUCUUUUGCUGUGUCAACAUUCUUAUGCAAACAGUAUAUGUAUUUUUUCAAGGAAUGUCCCUAUUGUUGAAACGUAUUGCUUUUCUUUGACUCUGUAAAACAUGCUUAAAUGCAAAACCCAACAAAACUCUGGGAAAUUACUUGAAUUAACUUAUUUCAUUCAAAGCUGACAUUUGCCUCUUAAUGAAAAUACUGAUUUUUUACGAUCUUGUCUAAUUAUCCAAUUUUAAGUACAAUUUAAAGCAAUACCUUUCUUCAUAAUGAAUUUUAAAAACUGUAUAACUGAUAUUCAAACAGAGGUUCAGUUCUCUUUGAUAAAUAGAAGUUGUUUCUAUUAAAAUCCAGAGUUUUGAAAAAAUGCCUCUGAAAUUUCAGAGGGUUCAGUGUACCUGCAGCCAGGUAGAGUGAUUGUAAUAUGGCCGAAAUUUAUCCUGUUACUUUCAGUGGAAGAUCGUUAAGUGUGUGCUUGACUAUUUGACUCAGUAUGAUUUAGUAGUAAGACACACUAUGACUUUGUCGUAUGCUUAAUGUAAAAAAUUACACUCAGUCACUCUAGUUUGUUGUCAAACUCUUUGACUUCCAAAGCUUUCCUGAUAAAGUGUUGCAGGAAUAAUGUAGUUAUGAAGACAGAUCUAAAAACAUGCCUAACAUUUGUUCAUUUUAAAUUAUUUCAGCAAGUUAUUUUCAUCUGGGACGUUUGCUAUAAGAAUAUAAUAUAAUUUAUUUUUCAAAAGGCUCUUGUUAGAUCUUGUGUUAGUCUAUUUUUUAAAAUCUAUCAGAAUUGAAUUAUGACUUGCUCUUAUUCAGAAGACAAGUGGUACAUUUGUUUUAACUGCAGCUCUAAAUCUGUAAUCAAGGAAACAAUCCAGUAUAUUUGAUACCAAAGGAUAUUCUUAAUAACAAGUUAAAUAAAUAGUUCGCCCAGAGGAGUAGCUGGUGUGUUACAUUAAGCUUCAUUAAUAAUAAAAGUGACUAUUAGCAUUUUGCUAGAUUGGCUGGAACUUAUGUUCCCAGUAAUGGGCAGAAUUAAAUAAGUGCAGCUCAUAAGUUAAAGUCAAAUACUGCUCGUUCAUUGCUCCCGAUUUUGUCGAUACUCUUCUUUAAAGGUUUGGUCUCAGAACAAGACUGAUAAAAUGUUUUUUAAUUACCACGCAAUAAAUAAAGCUUCCCCUUGGAGUGGCCCGUUCGCUA